AUGUCACCCUCCGCACUCACAUACAGAGCGCACGCGUCUCCCGACACCCCGCGUAACCGUGGCCCGUGGGUCAACGGCUUCCUGGCCCUCUUUGGUGUCCUCUCCCUUCUCCCGCGCCUGCCCUUCCUCACUCUGCGCUUCGUCUUCUGCCGCCCCGCCGGCGCGGCCUAUGGCUGGUUCCUCAAGUCGCACCUCAUCAAGUCGGUCGGCCAGUGGACGGGGCUCGCGUACCCAGAGACGGACGCCGAGGCGACGGCCGUGCCGCGCCCCAUUGCGCCGUUUGGCAAUGUGAUGAAGCUGGUCACCAUGGACGUCGUGCGCGUCCCCGCCGCCCCCGAGGAGUGGUGUGUUGGCUACGCCGAGCCGGCGCCCAUCGUCCCGCGCGCAGAGAGGCCCGGGUUCAUCUUAUCGCCUCCUGGUGCGGCCCUCGGUACUGCAAAGGCCGUCCCGGGCGAGAAGCUCGUCUUUUACAUCCACGGAGGUGCAUACGCGCGCGGCCACCCGAUGUGGUCCCCGUUCGCGCCCAAGCUCGCGCGCGACACGCACACCCGCGUCUUCGGCGUCCAGUACCGCAAGUGCCUCACCGACUCGACGGCCUACCCUGCCCCGCUCCUCGACGCGCUCGCGGCGUGGCACUACGUCACGGUCCACCUCGGCUUCACCCCGUCCAACAUUGUCGUCACGGGCGACAGCGCCGGCGCGCACCUGGCCCUCGCGCUCGUCUUGCAGCUCUCGGCGCUCGACCUGCCUCUUCCGGGCUCCCUGGCCCUCGCCUCCCCCUGGGCCGACUUCACCACCUCGUUUGCGAGCUGGAAACGCAACCAGGACGACUACCUCACCAAGUCGCGUCUGGACAACUGCAUCAAGAGCAUUGUGCGCCACUACAACGCCGGCGCCGUCCGCCACCCCCUCUUCUCCCCGGCCCUCGCGGACGCGGGCCACUGGACGUUCCUCGUCUCGGUGCCCGUGUUCGUGUCGUACGGCACCCUCGAGGCGCUCGAGGACGAGGACAAGGCCCUCGUGGACGGUAUGCGGCGCGACGGCGUCGCCGUCGAGGUCUUUGAGGACAAGGGCGGAUUCCACGACGGCCCCAUCACCGGCAUGAACGAGGACGUUUACAAGCGCUUCGCGGCCGCGAUCGAGGACCAGCUCAAGCAGAUUGCGAUCAAGGCCACGACCGAUGGCCAGUGA
Messenger RNA from Apiotrichum porosum, 1191 nucleotides. RefSeq lists its product as uncharacterized. The record is from RefSeq and is a predicted model, not a curated record. Bases 1 to 1191 code for a protein of 396 amino acids. NCBI's taxonomy places the organism in Eukaryota, Fungi, Basidiomycota, Tremellomycetes, Trichosporonales, Trichosporonaceae. The transcript is spliced from 2 exons. Gene Ontology annotation, molecular function: hydrolase activity.